Molecule: messenger RNA, 3209 nt
Organism: Zootermopsis nevadensis
Lineage: Eukaryota; Metazoa; Arthropoda; Insecta; Blattodea; Termopsidae
Product: transmembrane protein 64
Biological process (GO): regulation of cytosolic calcium ion concentration
Cellular component (GO): endoplasmic reticulum
Source: RefSeq, a predicted model, not a curated record
CCGUGUUGGCUUGCGACGUCACAGCGAUAAAUACUAGAAAAUAUGCGUGAUUUAACAUCGUUUCAUUUGUAGAACACAAAAUGUAUUAGUAAGUAAUUCGGUGUCUAUUUCUUGCAUUGCACAAACUUCCAUAUGCCAGUUAUCAGGUUAAAGUACCCAUGUAUUUUUUUUAUAUGUUUAUUUGUGGUUUAUUUAUAUGCGCUGCUAAUAACCUAUAUUAUACAGCUUCAGUCUUAUGAUAAUUCUUGACGAAUAAAUGGUAAAGGAUUUUAGAGGAACUGGCUGUGACAUAAUUUAGUGUACUGUACAAGAAUUUGAUUGGAGUCACUAAGGAAUACCAUGAUAAUCUGUCAGAUAAUCCCUGCGCCGGGUUGAAAUAUAAGAAGGCCUAUUAGAAGACAUACGUAAUUUAUAAUUUCAGUGUAGGUUGGUUGGUUAAUGCUUGCCCAUUGGAUAUGUGUACUGGUUAAUCGACGUAUUUCUAUUUAUUAGGCCUAAUUACUUUCGUCGUUCGACAGGGUGAUUAUGUAUACGAUCCAGGGGACAAAUAUUCCCCUUAGGUGCACAAAGGAAAAUUUGUACGUUAUAUACUCUUCAUUUGAACUAUGUUUAACAGAUUUUAUUAGUAGCAGUAUUUACCUUGUUUGAAACAUGUUACAAUGCUUCGGGCCGUCUAUUGUAACUGUAUACAAAAUUUAAGUUCAAACCCUGAGGGGCGAAGUUUUCCGAAAAUUCUUUUUGUGAAAUCGCUCAAAAAAUUACUCGGAUCACCUCCGUUGCUGGAUUACAAUUAACACACGAAAUUUAUUGUUUUUUUUACCCAGUCUUUUUUGUAAAAACCGUCACAACAGUGAAUUUCAUGUAGGGAAGUUGCUCGUGCCAUCUGUUGUCAAACUUAAGAACUGUACUCUAAAAGUAUCGAUUCUGUGUUUGUCUCUUGUUUGAGAUAUUUCUCCUAUCGUUUCACAAUAAUAAUCGACUUUCAGUAUGGCCGGGAAUGUGAAUAGAGUUGGCAUUGUGUAAACAAGUAAUUGUGCCUAAGAAGACACUGUUGGCAUUUGAGAUAACAUGGUUACGAUAAGAAAAAUAUGAAGAUUCAAAAAAGCAAUGUUAAGUUCUGUAACGCGCUAUAAAACCGAAACCAAUGGCAAACAUAGAAGAAAGUGUGUCAACUUUUAGGUUAAUCAGGGGUUCAUUACCCUUAAAAUUCAACUUAUGUAGUUGCUUAUUACUGGCAACGACUUUAUUAUGCGUUAUUAUACUUCUUUACGAAUGGAAGGACUACAUAAAGGCUGUGUUGUUUUGGGUAGAAACUCUGGAACAUUGGCUAAUUUGUGUUAUAUUUCUAGGGAUGUUUACAUUAGUGUCAUUUCCUUUCACAUGGGGUUACACAUUUUUAGUGAUCUCCUCAGGGUAUUUAUUUGGAGUUCCUCGUGGCCUUGUGACAGUUGUUGUUACUGUAAAUCUUGGAGUUGUCAUUGCCCAUUAUACUAUGAGAACUUUCAGGACCAAAUUUCCAGUUACAAAACUUUAUAAUAAUGACAAAGUGCAUGCUAUUUUAAUGGUUGUGUCUGGGCCACGUGCGUUUAAAGUUGCUGUGUUUGCUCGUUUAACACCAAUACCAUUUGGACUGCAAAAUACAAUUUUUGCUGUUAGUAAUAUCAAUACAAAGGAAUACUUAAUUGCAACAUUUUUUGGACUUUUCCCAGCACAAAUCAUUAAUGUGUAUUUGGGCAGCACUCUUAGAUCAAUGGAAGAAGUUCUUUCAAAUAAAUCCACAGCAGCUACAGGAUUUAUUGUGUUCUUUCAGAUUGUGAUUGGAAUAUCAUUGAUGAUGUAUGUUGUUGUAAAGGCUCGUGGUGAAUUACGCAAGACUUUGAAUGAAGAUUUUCCAUCAAAUGAUGAUGCACUUUUCAACACUUCAAAUCCUCUUUUGAUAGUUUAAAGCUUUAAUGAGCCAGUCAAAUUUCCCUGAGGCCAGCAUCAGAAAUAGUGCCAUGACACGGUUCAAAUUUUUUUUAAGUAUGUCAAGAUAUAUGAACAGUUUUGUUUUUUGAUGAAAGACUCGGGUUAGAAGCCGCGUAAGGUGACUGAAUGGUGAAUACACCAUAUCCUGUGCCAACGUUUUGAGAGCUGUCUCUGCUCUAAUCCUCAGGGCAGCUGCAUAACAAACUGGUCCUCACUCGCCGAUGGGAACUGGUGAUGGACGGCAAGUAGUAGCAUGUUAUAGUUACCAAGAAAGACGCACAGUUAUCAGAAAUUCCUAUCAUGACAAGAAAAUAAUGAUUUUUAGAACAAAUUAAAAAUUAAGUUCACUCCCAAGCUACUUUAAUAUUACUGUUGUUCUAUGGGUUGUGACUUUAUUUUUCCACUGUGAAAUGGUUAAGUAGUAUUAAUAGCAGAAUUUACCUUAUAAAAAUGGACUUUAUGGUUAGUGAUUUUUCAGUUACAAGUUUGUAUUUAUUGCAUUUGUUGACAUAUUACAAUUAUGCAUUAUUAAGAGGCUGUGCACUAACAUUGCUAAAGACAUUUAAGUUUGUAACAGUUCUAAAUAUACAACUUGCGUGUACUGCAAUAGAAUAGUUCUUAUUCUGUACUUUGGCAUUCAUAAACAAGUAUUUUGACAUAUUAGGUAGCAAUGUUAAUGCAAGAAAUAGUAAUGAAGUUGUAUUAUUGAUUUCAAAUCAAAUUACUGGACAAAUUGUGACUGCUAAAUUGUAAGAGGCUGUGGGGUACAAAUGUACAGUAGAAUAGUAUAAGGUAAUAAAAAUAUAUUAUUUGAUAUAAAUUGUGGAUAUACAUUAAAUAUAAUUAUUAGUUAUAUAAUUCUUAUAUGCUUUGACAGUAUGUUUGGUUCAUUUGCUUUUAUACCUGAGAUGUGUGUUUCAGUCACGGCUAUUCAACUAUAUGCAACUUCAUUUAGUCAAAGUAAAGUGAACAACACAUGACACUUCUUAUUCAAGCCACCAGAAUGAAGAAAAAGAGAUUGAUAAGAAGUAUAACAAAUAUGGGUAGCUCCAGUAUCAUGGCCAAUGUAGAAUUGAAAGUGUAUGUCAGCAAUAUUAAUGUUUAUGUAACACAUUUUUAUGGUGACAUUUUCCUAGACAACACAAAUCAAAUUGAAAUGUAUAAUAUUGAUGUGCAGAAACUGUCAUCACUCUGUAAUUUCCUCACCUGAUUGAAUAUUGUAAGGGAAUGAUUUAUCCUCA